Messenger RNA from Cucurbitaria berberidis CBS 394.84, 836 nucleotides. RefSeq lists its product as uncharacterized. The record is from RefSeq and is a predicted model, not a curated record. Bases 212 to 595 code for a protein of 127 amino acids. The transcript has 2 exons. Lineage: Eukaryota; Fungi; Ascomycota; Dothideomycetes; Pleosporales; Cucurbitariaceae.
UUUGAUAUCGUGGUACGUAAUAGUAACAUUAGGAAUCGACGACUGACAAGCUUGAUUGCGUGUAGCACAUGUAUAAAGCACACCGAUAUGUCGGUCAUCUUGAAAGGAACCACAGACAUCAACGCCUUCUAUCUCACUCCAUCAAACCAGUCAACUUCCUACACAAUCUUGGACCUUUACGUUCACAAUUCAUUACUCCCUCUAUCACAAAAUGCAGCUCAUCACCCUCGCCGCCGCCGCCGCCGCCUUCUUCGCCACGGCCCCAACCGUCGGCGCAACACCCCUCGACCUCGAAGCCCGCCAGGGUGCUCCCCGUAUCCGCGCUACAUUCUACAACAACGGCGGAUGCCAGGAGCCCUGGGCUGAAGACACUGUGUUCCUCCAGGACGUGCCCGUUGGCGUCUGUCAGGAUGUGACUGUUGGCCCGUUCCAGAGCACGUUCUUCAACGAAAGCUCGCUGACGAGGACUCUGCGCUUCUACGCGCUUCCUUGCUCUGCGGAUGAGGAGAGCGGAAAUCAUUUUGAUAUUGCGCCUCGCGACCCCAAGGUUCCUGGGUGUAUUGCGCAGGCCAUUCGCUCGUACAAGGUACUUUGAGGGGCACGUACAUAGUUCAGAAGUGGAUAGAGAUGAACGGAUUUGCAAGCGGAGCUGCGAGAAGAUGGAGAUUGUGAUGGGUGUCGUGUUAUGAGCCGGGUCCAACACUCCGGCGCAUACAUUUGAUACUCAAGGUGGUGUCGUGUGGUGGCUGUUUUCCUACGCUUUAAAGUCACUCGUUAGGUAAAUAUAGAAGACUGUCGGGGACGCCCCCAGUAUACCUUUCUGCGCUAGACUGCCA